Messenger RNA from Ilex paraguariensis (yerba mate), 2119 nucleotides. NCBI's taxonomy places the organism in Eukaryota, Viridiplantae, Streptophyta, Magnoliopsida, Aquifoliales, Aquifoliaceae. The record is from the annotation of a GenBank genome assembly.
GCUGCUUCAUCUUCUUUCUCUUUGCAGAGAUGAGAGCUAAACAGUGAUCAAACCCAUCACCAUUGAAUCCUCGAAAUGCCCUCUUCGUCUUUCCAAAUUUUAGCAAGAAAAAUAUGGGUGUUGGAGGGCACUUCUGGGAUUUACUCAAACCCUACGCUCGAACAGAAGGCUUCGAUUUCCUGAGAAACAAACGGGUCGCUGUGGAUCUUUCGUAUUGGAUCGUUCAACACGAAACUGCUAUCAAAUCCUACACUCGAAAUCCCCACAUCAGACUCACAUUCUUUCGUGCCACCAAUCUCGUCUCCAAGUCUCAGGCCAGGAUUGCGCGGUUCUUCCGAGCAUCAGGUGUUGAAGUAGAGAGUUUGCCUGUGGCAGAGGAGGGCGUUUCUGUCGAGAGGAACCGGGCAUUUUUAAAAUGCGUACAAGAAUGUGUGGAACUUCUUGAACAUCUUGGGAUACCUGUUCUGAAAGCAAGAGGAGAGGCUGAAGCACUUUGUGCCCAGUUAAAUAGAGAAGGUCAGGUAGAUGCUUGUAUUACUGCCGACAGUGAUGCAUUCCUCUUUGGGGCUGAAUGUGUGGUAAAGCACAUUCGGCCCAACUCCAAAGAACCAUUAGAAUGUUAUUAUAUGUCAGACAUUGAAGCUGGUCUUGGGCUGAAGAGAAAACACUUGAUAGCCAUUUCUCUUUUGGUUGGAAAUGACCAUGAUUUAAAUGGUGUGCAAGGUAUUGGGCUUGAUACAGCUCUACGUUUUGUUAAAUCCUUCAGUGAAGAUGAUAUUUUGAAUAGAUUGCAGGAGAUAGGAAAAGGAGAUGUGUUGCAGUUCCAGGAUGAUAUCAUAUCUGUUGGUGAUUAUAUUCCCAGUUCAGAUGAAACCUCACCAAAGAGAAAACUCUCUCAUUGUUCCCUCUGUGGGCAUCCAGGCAGCAAGAGAGCUCAUCUCAGUUUGGCUUGUGAAUAUUGCUGUUCCACUACUACUGAGGGCUGCAUGCAAAAACCAGCGGGGUUCAAGUGUGGCUGCUCCUUGUGUGAUUUGGACAGGAAAGAAAAGGAACGGAGGAAGAAUGAGAAUUGGCAGAUGAAAGUUUGUAAUAAAAUCGCGAUGGAGCAGAAUUUCCCAAAUGAUAAGAUCAUUGAAAUAUAUAUGAGCAAAAAGCAAGGGGAUUUUUCUGCAGCAGAUGACGUCCCUAAUAUAGGGUGGGAAUGCCCAAAAACUGAGAUGUUAAUUGACUAUUUAUCUUAUCAUCUGAACUGGGAGCCGUCAUACAUACGACAAAGGAUGCUUCCUGUGUUGUCCACCAUUUACUUAAGAGAAAUGGCCUCAAAUUCAUCAAAAGAUUUAUUGAAUGGACAAUAUGAAUUUCAUUCUAUUCAGAAUGUGAAGAUACGAUUUGGGCAUCAAUUUUACGUUGUUAAUUGGAGGAAAUCUGCACGGGCAAUGGACAAUGCUAAGUAUACAAUCCCUUCUGAAGUGUCUAAUGUAGAACAGGAGUGUGAGGAACUUGAUGAAUCCACUGAUGUAUUGGAUGAGCCAGAUGUGCCGCAGAUACACAUUGAUGAUGGAUGCUGGUUCUUGUUGACUGAUGAAAAUAUGGAGCUUGUUCAGGCUGCUUUUCCAGAAAAAGUCAACCAAUUUUUACGUGCGAAGGAACUUAAAGAAACAAAAUCAAGACGAAAGAGAUCAAGCGUGAGAUCUGAAGUAACCUCUGAUAAUUCAGAAUCGCCAACAUCAAGAAGUGUGCAGCUCAGUAUAACUGAAUUUUAUCGAUCGUCGAAAGUAUUGUGCCAAGUGAAGCCUGGAGAUAAUUCAGCUGAGGAUUCAAAGAAUAAUAUUGAUUCUUCUAUUGAAAGGUCUGAAGUGUCAAACCAGAAAUUGUCAAAAUCUGCUAGGCGUCGCCUUUUGUUCAAAUAAGCAUGUAAAAUGCUCUGGUCCUGUGCCACUUUUUGUUCAAAAGAAAACCUCAAUUUAUGUAGUUUUUUUAGUUUGGUAGUAUUUAUAAUCAAUUAGUGAGUCGUAGUUUCGUCCUGUGCCUUGUUUUGUUUUUCUUUUUGAUCUAUUUGUAAUAUAUGUAUUUACUUUCUCUAUAUAAAUCUGUAAAUCCUUGCCUCCAUUGUGUUUUG